Penicillium egyptiacum is the source of this 1650-nucleotide messenger RNA. The record is from the annotation of a GenBank genome assembly. NCBI's taxonomy places the organism in Eukaryota, Fungi, Ascomycota, Eurotiomycetes, Eurotiales, Aspergillaceae.
AUGGACGUCGAAAGGACUAUCAGAGCCCUCAAACCCCUUGACGGGCAAGUGGUCCCCAUUCGAACAGUUCAAGAAACAAGGCCCCAGGAAGAAUUCGGCGAUGCCUUUGUCGCAGAAGUCAAUGUGAAGUCUGCAUCCAAGGUGAUCAAGGCUAUCGACACGGCUUUCCCUAAAGACCCUUCCCUCCCUCUAUCCCACCUCCGUCGCUUCGCCAAAAGAGAAAUGCUCCCGCCGCCGCUGAAGGCAGCCAUCGAAAGCCAGAGCGUUCCUCUAGCGGCCCAGACACAAACCAUCUUCGUCCUCAUAUCGCCUCCAUUGCCUGAUAUCACCACACUCAAGGCCCUGCUCGCUCCGUUUGCGCCGAACACAGCGCCGGCCCCAAUUACGAAUGAAGUGCCAGAAGAAGCUUCACACUCCGAUCCUCUAACUCCUAAUAUUCAACUUCACCCCAUCAAAAUCCCCGUUUGCCCUCCCUUCAACACAACUCAAGCUGAAACAUGGACCAAGACCCUCUGGCCAGUCGUAUUCAACCCAGCCGCACCCCGCUCAACUGUCGCGCCGCCCCCUCAAACCCUAAAACGCGCACAAGAAUCCAUUGAACCACGGGCAGGGUACUAUUUAUCCCUAGCGCGCAAAGUAGCAGAGGAAGCAGAACAAUCCGGGCUAGGCCGCGGCGUAGGCGCAGUGAUAGUUGACCCUGCCAUCGAAGAAAAAAUAACCGAGGCAGAUUAUGGAGCCGGAUAUGACACUACGGCAGAAUGGGACGAAGCAGUCCUCGCAGUUGCCGGUGAUGCGCGGUACUCCCGCUCUGAGGCGGGCGCGCCAUCCCAGGCCCAGCUGCACGCCGGGGUAUCGCCGAACCCAGCGAGCAAGACAUACAAUGCGGAUAUCGAGGGCGGGCCUGAACUGCAUGCUCUGAUGCGUGCUGUCGAGCUUGUUGCUCGCUGGCGCCGAGAACACGAUCGUCUUGACGGCGUCCCUGCAUCAACGACUACUACAGAUCCGUUGAAGUCAGAACUAGAACAGCCAGAGCUGAGUGCCUUCGAAUCAUACUUCUUAUACCGUCCCCGUCCUGGUACAUCUGCCAACGUCUCAAACCCACCUCAGUCUCCGUCCUCCCCGUUGAAGAGGAAGCACAACGACUCUAACCCUGAAUCCGACUUGACGAUCGACCCCUCUACGGACUCUUCUAAAUCUCAGCUCCACCCACCUCUUCCCGCUCCUCCCCCAUCUACCGUGCUACUUGCGGAUUCUUCUACCCCGGCGACAACGCUCGCAGCCCCGCGCAUUCGCACCCGCUCGCAGGGUGGCUACCUCUGCACAGACUUGGACGUCUACCUUUCCCAUGAGCCGUGCCUGUGUUGCUCUAUGGGCAUGCUUCUUUCACGAUUCCGGUCUGUUAUCUUCCCCAGACGUGGGAGGUUAGAGAGUGGUGGCCUGUCCUCUGAGCCAGUUGUUGGUCCUGUUCCCGAUGAACUUGAACCGGCUGCAGAGGCUGAUGCUUCCGCGUUUGACGGACAGGACGAAAGGGGGUACUAUGGGCUUCAUUGGAGGAAGGAGUUGAACUGGAGGGCUCUUGGGUUUGAGUUUGUGGAGGAUGGGAAUGUGGAAAUGAGGAGCGAGGCAGUAAUGCCUGUCUUCCAUGCUUGA